Molecule: messenger RNA, 846 nt
Organism: Nematocida major
Lineage: Eukaryota; Fungi; Microsporidia
Exons: 1
Coding region: 1-846 (281 amino acids)
Source: RefSeq, a predicted model, not a curated record
AUGGAGGAAGGCAGAUUCCACUGCAAGGUCUUACAGGCCGUUGUCGUAGAAAUUCUCUCGCAGGUGGGAUUCGAGCGGGCAAGCAGGCAGGCCCUGCAGGUGAUCGUAGACCUCACCCUCAGCGAAGUUGCAAAGAGACUCCGCCCGUUGAAGGACGCCCUUUCAGAGACGCAGCCAGAGCCCACAGAAAAAGAAAAAGAAGCAGACCCGUGGGAGUCGAACCUGCAGCAAACCCUCCUGAAAAUCAUCACUGAAGAGUCUGCAGGCCCAGAGCACUCCUACAGAAGGGAAGAAUUGCUCUCAUUCCUGCAGUACCAAAUAAACAUCACAAAACAGCUAAAAAAAGACGGACCCGCACGGGAAGAGUCCCUCCUUGAGAUCCUGCGCGCGGGAGAUGCAAAAUUUUCAGGAAAGGAAAAGAAAAAAGAGCAGCAAAAUAUGGUCGACUUCACGGGGGAGGAGGAAGGCGAGAAAAAGGCCCCCGAAGAGAAAAAGUAUCUUGACGUAGACGUGCAGGAGCACCUCCAAGAAAGAGCUAAAAUAAAGAGCGAAAAAAUUUGCAGAGAAAAUAAAAUAAAAAAAAUAAAGCAGAUCAUCGCCCGGGAGAGUGCGGGGGAAAGCGAAGGCCUCGUGCACGUGAAUUCGGAGAGAAGCGAGUUCCUGAUACGGGGAAAUAUGCGGGACUACGAGCACAUGCUAAAUAGAAAGCGCCUGACAGCGCAACAUUGCACGCCUUGUGAGACACUUGGGGAAAUUCCCUUUUUGCAGGAUAUUCUCUCCCUCAGCGUGAUCCGGAGAGUCUCCCGGAGAAGGUUCCCCGCGGAGGACAGCGCAGAAAUUUUAUAA